CUCUUCCCCUCUCCCUCUCCCUUCGUUUCUCCCUCAACUUCUCGAUUCCAAAUCACACCUAAUCUCUACCCUUCUUCUUCUAGAUUCUCAUCCAAUUGGGUUUCUCUUUAGGGAAGAGAUACAGUACAAGUACCUACAAACAUUAAAGCAUACACCGGGUUUCGUGUGUUUCCUUCCUACCGUGACCUCCAAAUGUCUUCCUCCUCGGCAAAGAACCGCUUGACGGGUCUACUGGCUCAGUUCAAUCCCUUCGCUGGACACGAUUCUACCGCGACGCCGACCACAGACACCCCUUCAUCGUCUAUAUCCCAGCCAGUCAACUUCCAUACUCUGUCACCAACCUUCUUUCUUCCGCGUGCGGCGGCCAUUGAACCAGAUGCAGAAGCGAUUUACCAUAUCAGAACGAACAACCAGAUCCUCCGAAGGAGUUAUAUCGAGUUCGCCGACCGUGCGCGCGGGCUGGCCUAUUUCUUGAAGAGCCAUGGGUACAAGCGCGUAGGCAUUCUGUGUCCGAAUACGCCGGCUUUCUUGGAGGCCAUUUUUGGGAUCGCGGCUGCGGGGGCGGUGCAGGUUGCGGUGAAUUACCGUCUCAAGGAGGAUGAUAUCGCCUAUAUUUUCACACACUCGGAGGUGGAAGUGAUCAUUGUGGAUCAGGAGUUUCUGCCCCUCUUGCAACGGUAUCAAACAUCAAAGCCAGAGGUGCCGGUGAUUGUGGAUACGGAUACCGACGUCUCAGAAGGGCAGUUGUCUGGCCCGUUUGAUGAAGCGGUGCUGGAGGGAUUGAGGUUCGAUUCCCAGACUGGGGCUCGCGGGUGGGAUGGUCUAGAGGCUCAGGCAGCCGCCGAGGAGGAUCUCCUUGCUUUGGCCUAUACCAGUGGAACUACGGCGAAGCCGAAAGGGGUGGAGCUUACGCAUCGGGGCUGUUAUUUGGCGUGCUUAGCGAAUUUGGUUGAGUCUGGGCUAAAUGUGCAUGAGGACCGAUGCAGAUAUUUAUGGACUCUGCCCCUGUUUCAUGCGGUUGGGUGGACCUUCCCCUGGGCUGUGACGGCGGUCCGGGGUACGCAUUACUGCCUACGUAAGAUCGAUUAUCCGCAGAUCUGGAGGCUGCUCAAAGAGGAACGCAUCACGCAUUUUAAUGCGGCACCCACGGUGAACACGUUGCUGAGCCACAGUCCGCAGGCAGAACGGCUGCCACAGCCGGUGCGUGUAAUUGUGGCGGCAAGUCCACCGACGGCUUAUUUGUUUGAGAAGAUGACGAGUCUCAACCUGCGUCCCGUGCAUACGUACGGGAUGACGGAGACCUACGGUCCUAUCACCAAGUCGUACCAUAUGCCCGCGUGGGAAACCCUUCCACCGAGCGAGCGAUACGAGAAGAUGGCGAGACAGGGCCAUGGAUUCCUGACCAGUCUGCCAGCCAGGGUGAUCAAGACGGAUGUUCCCGAGGGCACGGUGGUCGAUGUCCGCCGGGAUGGCACGGAGAUCGGCGAGGUUGUGUUUGCUGGGAAUCUCUGCAGCCGCGGCUAUUACAAGGACCCAGAGGCGACGCGGAAACUGUUCCUCGGUGGAGUGCUGCAUUCUGGGGAUCUGGCUGUCUGGCAUCCUGACGGAGCGAUCCAGAUUCUCGAUCGCGCCAAGGACAUCAUCAUCAGCGGGGGGGAGAAUAUCUCCUCGGUUGCCUUAGAGGCACAGUUGGUGACCCACCCGGACAUUCUGGAGGCCGGGGUUGUCUCGGUUCCAGAUGCUCACUGGGGCGAACGUCCCAAGGCCUUCAUCACGGUCAAGGGAGGCCGAGAACUCGACGGCGAGGCGGUCAUCGAAUGGGCGCGGAAUGUCAGUGGCAUUAGUAAGUUCAUGGUCCCCCGCGAGGUCGAGGUGGUGGCGGAGCUGCCCAAAACCAGCACGGGUAAAUUCAGGAAAAAUGUACUGCGAGAUUGGGCGAAGGGGGCGUCUCGGACAUGAAGAAGGUGAUAAAGUCUUCCUAUUUGAGAAGAGAAGAGAAAGGAUGGUUGACUAGGGUGGGAUUGGGAAUGGAAGGGUUCAAGAUGUAUGAUUUCGCCUGAACAGAGGGGCAUUAUGGAGAUUAGAUAGGAUUUGUAACGUUGUCGCGAAGGACAAUAACACUGCGCG
This is a messenger RNA of Aspergillus saccharolyticus JOP 1030-1, 2127 nucleotides long. RefSeq names its product putative AMP-binding domain protein. The transcript has 5 exons. NCBI's taxonomy places the organism in Eukaryota, Fungi, Ascomycota, Eurotiomycetes, Eurotiales, Aspergillaceae. Bases 193 to 1959 code for a protein of 588 amino acids. The record is from RefSeq and is a predicted model, not a curated record.